This is a messenger RNA of Ostertagia ostertagi, 2082 nucleotides long. Lineage: Eukaryota; Metazoa; Nematoda; Chromadorea; Rhabditida; Trichostrongylidae. The record is from the annotation of a GenBank genome assembly.
AUGAUUGAACGGCUGGCUGAAGUGGACAGAAUGUUGAUGAGGUUGAGAAUGGUAUCUGAGCGAGAAGCUGUUGCUCAUGAAGCUGGACCUUCAGCACCGCAACCACAGCCACAGGAUAUUGCUGAAGGCGAUGAUAUGGACCUACAAGAAGAGGAGGACAGGAAUUGGGAGGAAUUCAAUGCUAGUGAUGAAAUAGACGACGGCGAACACGACACACAAGACUAUGAGCCAGUUCAAUCCGCAGAUGCUGGAGUUCGCUUGCCAUCAGGGACAAGGCGAAAGCGUGAUAGCGAACAAGCAAUGUUGAGCGAAGACGACGAGUCCACGGAAGUCAUCAGAGGGCAAAGCGGCGAAGGUCGCAGUGCUGAAGUCCCACCACCCGAAAACAGAACCGGAGGAGAACACGUUGCACCUGCUGAAUCUCCUACCUCAUCUGGACUACCGACACAACGCGAAGGAGUGGCACAGAUUAGCACUGAAACUGCUGAAGCUGAAUCAGGAGACAAGUAUUUGUUCCAUUUAGCACCACCUCUAGAGCAGUAUUCCAUCAUCAGACCAAAAAGAAAGCGUGGUGAACCAUCGAGUGGGCAAGUACAGAAGGUUGUUGUACCCAUUCCAACAACCCCAGCAACAAGUCAACAAUAUGAUGAAGAGCAGCAAGCUGUGCUAGCUCGCGGAGCGGCUGCUGCAGAGCGUUUUCAACGGGAAAUAGAGCAGCAACUGCCCCUGGAGCAGCUACAAAUCCGUGACCGCUAUGCCACACCGUUGCCGGAGAUUGCUGUUCCCGAAAAUGUGCUCGAUUAUAUGCGAGCUCUUAACAACAGGCAUUACGACAAGGGAAUGUUGGAAUAUUAUAAGACGGAACUCCAGCGACAGCGAUUCAAUCUCCGACGUCUGAAUCAACCAUAUCAGGUCAGAGAUCAUAUGAUGAGCUCCCUUGAAGGCCUAGGUGAGGAAGAUGCCUAUGCAAUAGGUGAUUAUGAAGUCGAAUAUAAUGCUCGACUUAGGAAUGAACAGGGCAUCGACAAGACACAGAAUUAUUCCAUUCUUGCACACCACCCCAUAUAUAAAGGAGCAGUCACAAUUGGUCGUCUUUUCAAUCAUAGCAGAACGCAUGCCAAUCUUGUUACCAAGUGCAUAGACCUCACCUACUCCACGGAUCUAGGACCACAAAAGCAGCUGCUAUUACUAUUUAAAGCCAAGUGCAACAUAAAGAAAGGUGAACAGCUCAUGUGGGACUAUGGCAAGCAUUAUACACCCGCUGGUAAAUCCAUACGAUGUAUGUGUGAAAAAUGCCAGCCAAAACUCGAGUCAUCGUUAGAUCUUCAUAUUCCUGUAGCAAUCCCCAUUAUACCGACAGAGUCACCAAGAGACGAAGGCUCGUACUCGCAACAAAUGGGCUUGUGGCCAAAGGAAGGCGACGAUGAUUUGCGAAGCGUUAUCACAUCACGUAACGUGUUCCUGUCACUGAAUAUGAAGAGUCGUGUAGCCGGUCUUAUGUUUGUUCAUGAUGAUAAUGCUACGAGUUUAUUCGAAGGAGUAGCCGAGGCAUACCAUCGCAAUCGGCUCAUGUUUCUAGGCAUUGAGGAUCGAUAUCCUACAACACCUGGCGAUGCCGAUAUACCACCAAACGCCAAUGCUUUACUGCAGUUACUCUGUGUCGCUCAUAACGACGCAUACAACAAAGGAAAUCCCGUGAUACUGGUGUUAAAACGGGAAGAAGGAAAAGCUCGAUUCGGACGCAGAAGGAAGCAGGGAAUGAUGGUAGUCGUGUUGCUAGGAAGUGUAAUUAAUGCAACUGAGAGAAAACGAUAUGGAAAUUGCAUCGUGUAUGACGAUAAGCAGAAACUCUGCCAAGUUGUGGCUGAACAAACUUCAGACAAGGAUGAUCAGAAGUCAAUUUUGGAGAUGUACGGCGAAGCAAGGCUUAUGCGAUUCGAAAAAUCGAAUGAGACCAUGUGGCUCGAGUUGCGAAAUCAAAGGAAUAUGGAUAUUGGAGAAGCGUUAGAAAUAAUGGACAAAUAUGACGACUACAGAUUUCAGCGCCAAUAUCUGCGAAUGAGAGCUGGCUUGACUAGUUAG